CUUGGUCAAGUUAGCCAUAGAAUGGACUUCUCCUGUGCCCAAAGGGGAAAAACGUACUCAUGCUGAAGAUAACAUAGUGGAUGCCGUGAAGCGCGCCAAAAUCACGCAGGUGUCACCACCGCAGCUGGCAGACCCAAAAUAUUACAGAUCCUUGAACAAAGACCCGGAGGAAUGCGUCAUCGAACACCGUCGUGUCUAUAACUCCAAGGAACCUCUUGAUCGCGAGCUUUCUCACUUCAUGGAUGACUUCCCUCCGAUCUCACUUCAGUAUGAAGGAUUUGGUUGCUUCCUUGACAUCUUCCGUGGGUACAAGGGUGUUCUGGGCACGGAGAACGUGUCAUCCCAACAGUUACGAUCGGCUGUCGACAAAUUCGCGGAAUUCAUGUCGCUUGUCUACGAGGAUGAACAAGCCAGAAUGGAGGAAGGCUUACUUGCUUUGAAUAAGAUAUUUUCUGCGCGUACCGAUGGCCUCUCUUUUACGUUAAUGGCCACCAACAUUGACAAGAACAGCCACUCAGGUGCGUGUGUCCUCGGACCACACGGAGCAGGGUACUGCAUCACCGAGUUCAAAAAUGAGGCCAGUGUCUCAGCUAUCCCGCACGUAGAAAUGGUUGGCUAUUUCGCUCAGACAAUCAAGACAGCAGUGGAGAAUGGUCUUUCUCCUUUAGUGAUGAGUGGUUGGAGCUUACCAUGUCUUGGGCUAACCAUUAUCGGUUACACUGUCACGUUUUAUGCUAUGAUUUUUCUCGGUCGAUGGCGGGUGGUUAACCUGACGCCGGGACUGUCGUGCCUUUGGGCUUCGGGUGACGGUGACGACCGGAUCGCACUCUACAACGCCUUCACAGCGGCCUCUGUCCUCCUUGCUCGCAUCAGCCAAGAGGCCAUGCAGGUGAUUGACAAUCCCCCCCCUGCGAUUGAAGAAAGCCGCCGCAAACUACCUCCUAUUACUAGCCUGCGCAGUCCUGACUCCGGCUCCCAAAUCGAGUUCAAAAUUGUCGAUUUUUUUUACGACCGAGCUCCUGACCGCCACCUGUACGUCGCAGAGACAACUGAGGGCCAGCAAAUCUUGGUCAAAUUUACACGCCGUUACUCGUAUGAAUUGCACAAGUUUUGUGCGGAUCGUAAACAUGCGCCCGCUCUUUUGGGCUUCCAGAGGCUCCCCGGAGGCUAUUUCGGCAUUGCAAUGGAGUAUCUGAAGACCGCUACACCGAUUUCGUUAUUUCGACAUGUCGAAAAACACAGUGAAUGGGCUAAAGAGCUGUGGGAGCUUGUUAAUUCUUUCCAUGCCGAAAACCUUGUUCAUGGGGACUUGCGGUGCCCGAACAUCGUCGUCUGCGAUGGAAAUAGGGCAAUGUUGGUCGACUUUGACUUUGGUGGAAAACAGGGGGAGGUAUUUUACCCAGAAGGUCCGCUUAACAUUGACCUAACUGCUGGACGGGGCAGCACAGAUCUGAAGAUUACCAAGGAUGAUGAUCGUCGGGUCUUGACAAACACAUUGAAGUGUGUGCGGAUGAAAUGA
Messenger RNA from Pisolithus orientalis, 1519 nucleotides. RefSeq lists its product as uncharacterized. Bases 239 to 1519 code for a protein of 426 amino acids. The record is from RefSeq and is a predicted model, not a curated record. NCBI's taxonomy places the organism in Eukaryota, Fungi, Basidiomycota, Agaricomycetes, Boletales, Pisolithaceae. The transcript has 3 exons.